AUGGGGAAGGAGAGCUUUUGUAAAACCUUCCACUCACAACUGGCUGAUGUACAAACUUCCGAAGAAAAUACAUUUCUAAUUGAUACAAUUGAGAAAAUCGAAAGAUAUUCUGGAACUGUUCAUGACUAUUGGAUAGACGGAACAGAUGAAGUUAUUGAGGGAUACUGGAUAUGGGCGUCCACAGGGAAACCAGUAUCAUUCACUAACUGGCAAACACAUGAACCAAACAAUCAACAUGGUAACGAAGACUGUCUUGAAAUUGGAAAUUGGAAUACUGGCACAUGGAACGAUGCUCCUUGUUCCAUUGAAGAUAAUUUUAUAUGCGAAAUGGAAUAUCCAGCUAGUGGGAGUAUCAUUGGGAAAUAAAGAUUUAAAUAAGAACGAUAAAAUUGUAUUAAUGUUAAUGUAUUUUUGCAAUAUUUUAUUGAAAUAAUUUGAACAAUAAAGCUGUUUGUUUUUACUA
This is a messenger RNA of Mytilus californianus (California mussel), 463 nucleotides long. Its product is annotated as perlucin-like. The record is from RefSeq and is a predicted model, not a curated record. Lineage: Eukaryota; Metazoa; Mollusca; Bivalvia; Mytilida; Mytilidae. The transcript has 4 exons. The coding region runs from base 1 to 366 and encodes 121 amino acids.